Arctia plantaginis is the source of this 222-nucleotide messenger RNA. The record is from the annotation of a GenBank genome assembly. Lineage: Eukaryota; Metazoa; Arthropoda; Insecta; Lepidoptera; Erebidae.
AUGAAACCUGAAUAUAUCAAUAGUUUAGAUCUUGAGCCACAUGCCUGUUUGAGAUGCCAGGGAGAGAGCAAGAAAGAUUCGUACGGCAAACAAGACUGCGUCGUCGUCUGGGGUGAAUGCAAUCAUAGCUUUCAUUUUUGUUGCAUGUCACUUUGGGUGAAGCAAAAUAAUCGUUGUCCGCUCUGCCAACAGGAGUGGUCCAUUCAACGAAUGGGGAAGUAG